Messenger RNA from Xiphias gladius (swordfish), 2481 nucleotides. Its product is annotated as extracellular calcium-sensing receptor-like. The record is from RefSeq and is a predicted model, not a curated record. The transcript is spliced from 8 exons. Gene Ontology annotation, molecular function: G protein-coupled receptor activity. Gene Ontology annotation, cellular component: membrane. Bases 40 to 2481 code for a protein of 813 amino acids. Lineage: Eukaryota; Metazoa; Chordata; Actinopteri; Istiophoriformes; Xiphiidae. Gene Ontology annotation, biological process: G protein-coupled receptor signaling pathway.
UGUAAACUGCAGGGUAACGCUCGUCCACCUGCAUUCUCAAUGGAUGGGGACUACGUUAUUGGGGGUGUUUUCUCCAUACACAACUACAUAUACACGGUGAAGCAUAACUACACCACCAUGCCUGAGCCUCUAAGGUGCACAGGGAGUAUCGACGCCCGUGAGCUGCGCUUCGCGCGCACAAUGGUCUUCGCUAUCGAGGAGAUUAAUAACAGCACGUGGCUGCUGCCGGGCGUCCGGCUCGGGUACCAGAUCCAUGACUCGUGCGCCUCGGUGCCCGUGGCGGUGCAUGUGGCAUUCCAGCUUUCAAAUGGCCUGGACCCGGUGUUUGACACCGGCGACAACUGCUCGCAGUCUGGUAGGGUGACGGCUAUCGUGGGUGAGUCUGGGUCCACGCCAUCCAUCAGCAUGAUGCGCGUCGUCGGGUCCUUUAACAUUCCCCAAGUGAGCCACUUUGCCACUUGUGCAUGCUUGUCCAAUAAGCAGCAGUACCCGAGUUUCUUCAGAACAGUCUCCAGUGACCAAUUCCAGGCUGAUGCGCUGGCCAAACUGGUCAAACGCUUCGGCUGGACUUGGAUAGGUGCUAUCCGGUCGGAUUCGGACUAUGGCAAUAAUGGCAUGGCGUCUUUCCUGGAUGCAGCGCACAAAGAGGGGAUCUGCGUGGAAUACUCCGAAUCUUUCUAUCGGACCCAGCCUCGUAGCAAGAUCCAGAGAGUGGCUAAUGUUAUCCGCAGGUCGACAGCUAUGGUUGUUGUGGCAUUUGCAGCCUCUGGAGACAUGAGAAUCCUGUUGGAGGAGCUGUCCCGGGAGCCUUCCCCACCUCGCCAGUGGAUAAGCAGUGAGUCCUGGGGUACCGACCCAGACAUGCUGAGGUUCAACUUCUGUGCCGGAGCAAUCGGAUUUGGCAUUCAGCAAUCUGUCAUUCCCGGCCUGAGAGACUUCCUGCUGGAUCUGUCCCCAAAUAAAGUGGCUGCGUCCCCGGUGCUGACUGAGUUCUGGGAGGACGCAUUCAACUGCAGGCUGGGCAAAAGUGUAGCCACAGAUGAGAGUGUGUGUGAUGGGACUGAAGACUUACAGACACUCCGGAGCCCGUACACUGACACAUCUCAGCUCCGAAUCACUAACAUGGUGUACAAGGCUGUUUAUGCAAUAGCACAUGCCAUUCAUAAUGCCGCGUGUCAGAAUAAAAAUUCUACCACUCAGUGUGACAAAUUCACCAUAGAGUCCAAACAGGUUGUUACUCAGCUGAAAAAAGUCAAAUUUUCCCAAAAUGGUUAUGAUGUGUCAUUUGAUGCCAAUGGGGAUCCUGUGGCUACAUAUGAGCUGGUCAACUGGCAAAAAAGUAAGAGUGGCAGCAUCGAGUUGGUGACAGUAGGGCACUACGAUGCAUCAUGGCCUGUGGGCCAGGAAUUCCAAAUCAACAAGAACCUCACCUGGGUGGAGGGUAACACACAAGUGCCUGUAUCAGUGUGCACUGACAGCUGUCCUCCAGGAACUCGUAAAAUGCUGCAGAAAGGAAAACCCAUCUGCUGUUAUGAUUGUAUACCAUGUCCUGAGGGGGAGAUUAGCAAUGCUACCGAUUCCCCUGAUUGUUUCCCGUGCCCCAAGGAGUUCUGGCCCAAUGCAGAGAGAAACAUUUGUUUCCCCAAGCCUGUAGAGUUUCUUUCCUUUGAUGAGGUCCUGGGAAUCGUCCUGGCUGCAUUCUCAGUUGGUGGUGCCUGUCUUGCCAUUAUAACAGCAGCUGUGUUCUUUCGUCACAGGACGUCCCCCAUUGUCAGGGCCAACAACUCUGAGCUGAGCUUCCUGCUGCUUGUCUCACUGACUCUAUGUUUCUUAUGUUCUUUAACUUUCAUGGGAAUGCCCUCUGAGUGGUCCUGCAUGCUGCGCCACACAGCAUUCGGCAUCACCUUUGUCCUCUGCAUCUCUUGUGUUCUUGGGAAAACUAUAGUGGUGUUAAUGGCCUUUAAAGCUACACUUCCAGGUAGUAAUGUCAUGAAAUGGUUCGGUCCUCUACAGCAAAGAAUGACCGUAGUGUCCUUCACGUUUAUUCAAGUUUUAAUAUGUACUAUUUGGUUGGUUCUUAGUCCCCCUUUUCCAAUGAAAAACCUAACCAUAUACAAGGAGAGAAUCAUCCUGGAGUGUGCAUUAGGCUCAGCUAUUGGGUUCUGGGCUGUGCUCGGGUACAUAGGCCUACUGGCUGUCUUUUGCUUCAUGUUAGCUGUCCUAGCUCGGAAACUACCUGAUAAUUUUAACGAAGCCAAGCUUAUCACCUUCAGCAUGCUGAUAUUCUGUGCAGUUUGGAUCACCUUUAUCCCAGCAUAUGUCAGCUCACCUGGCAAAUUUACUGUGGCUGUGGAGAUAUUUGCCAUUCUGGCGUCCAGUUUUGGACUAAUUCUGUGCAUAUUUGCUCCAAAAUGUUUCAUUAUAUUGUUUAAGCCAGAGAAGAACACAAAGAAACAUUUAAUGAACAAAAAUCUGUUUUAG